GGUCUUCCAAAAGAAAUACUCAUUUUGCCAUUAGAUCUAUCUAACGCGCACGCUAAUAUCAUACACUUACUACACAUUAUCUUUUUCUCAACUCCAAUAGAUAACCGUUCCACCCUCAGCUCCGCCGCGAACGGCAUUGUUCCCAACGCCGCUGUACAAAAGACACGCUAUUGCUUCGAAUAAAUACCUUGCCUCAAAUCUCUCUGCGUGUUUCCUCUCUUGCUGUCCACCUCAGUUCUCUCCGCCGCCGCCGCCGCCAAACCCCUUCCCCGACGACCUACUUUCAUAUAGUACCUCCUGCUACAGGUCCUUCUCAAAUUCAUGAUAAGGAAACUCUUCUGCAGAACUUGUAAACAUGAUUAUAUGAGAAAGAGUUCUAAAAGUGCAAGUACCUACCAAGCACUAGAGUCAUUAAGCAGAAAGAAUGGAUUAAUGGAAAAGCCAACAGAGUAUGUUCUUUGUAAUUCACUUAGUUCUUGUGCAAAAACCAUGAAUUGGCAUUUUGGCGUACAAAUCCACGCAUAUACGAUUCAAUCAGGAUAUGAAGAUAAUCUGUUCCUUAGUACUGCGCUUGUUGAUUUCUAUGCAAAAUGUUUUUGCAUUGUGGAUGCAAGGAAGAUAUUUAGAGCCAUGAAAGUGCAUGAUCAAGUAUCAUGGACUUCACUUAUUGUUGGAUUUUCAGCAAAUAAAUUAGGAAAAGAGGCGUUCUUCUUAUUCAAAGAGAUGUUAGGAACUCGUAUUAUGCCUAAUUGUUUUACCUUGACUAGUGUCGUUAAUGCGUGCGUGGGGGAAAAUGGAGUCGUUGAUUGUUGUCCAAGUCUUCAUGUUCAUGUUGUCAAACGAGGAUUUGAUACUAGCAAUUUUGUGAUUAGUUCAUUAGUUGAUUGUUAUGCGAGUUGUGGACGGAUUGAUGAUGCUGUGUUGUUAUUUAAUGAAACUAGUGAGAAGGAUACUGUUAUAUACAAUACAAUGAUCUCUGGAUACUGUCGGAAUCUGUACAGCGAAGAUGCACUGAAACUAUUUGUGGAAAUGCGGGGGAAAAAUAUGAGUCCUACUGAUCAUACUGUAUCUUCGAUUUUAAGUGCUUGCAGCCGUCUCGCAGUGCUUGUAGAAGGAAAACAAGUGCACUCUCUGGUUAUUAAAAUGGGUUUUGAGAAUGUGUUUGUGGACAGUACUCUGAUUAAUAUGUAUUCAAAGGGUGGCGACAUUGAUGAGGCUCGACGUGUGUUGGAUCAGACUUCUUGGAAGAACACUGUGUUGUUGACAUCCAUGAUCAUGGGUUAUGCUCAAUGUGGAAGAGGUUUAGAGGCUUUGGGAUUUUUUGAUUAUUUAUUAACCGAGCAGAAGUUAAUUCCUGAUCAUGUCUGCUUUAGUGCUGUCUUAUCAGCUUGUAGUCAUGCAGGAUUUAUUGACAAAGGGGAGGAAUAUUUCAACAAAAUGAGAACAGAUUAUGGGUUGUCUCCUGAUAUAGAUCAAUAUACUUGCUUGAUUGAUCUUUAUGCUAGAAAUGGAGAUUUAAGGAAGGCAAGGGAUUUAAUCGAAGAAAUGCCUUAUGAUCCUAGUUGUAUAGUAUGGAGUUCCAUUUUGAGUGCCUGUAAGAUUUAUGGAGAUGUUGAGCUUGGAAGAGAGGCUGCUAAUCAGCUCAUUAAGAUGGAACCGUGUAAUGCAGCUCCAUAUUUAACUCUAGCACAUAUCUAUGCAAGAAAAGGUUUAUGGAACGAAGUCUCUGAAGUUAGAAGCCUUAUGCAACAAAGGGUUAAGGGAAAGUAUGCAUGGAGUUGGGUAUAGGUAGAGAGAGAUGUUAGAAUAUUAUAAAAUAUCUUAGGAUCAGAUUUUAUGUUACUCACUUCCCGUGGAAUGCAUGUUCCAAUUUAUGAUGAAAAAAGCUAUUACUUUCAUGCCACUAAUCAGUGCAUGACUGUUGAUAAUUAGUUGAUUACAAACAAUGGUUGAAUUUCACUUCCUGGGCACCAUAGAGAUUGCCUAAAGCACACUCUUUGUGGAUCUGUGUUAUUUUACAGAUCUCAGGGAUUUGUUAUGUCUACUGUUUGACUUGGAGAUAAUGUUUUCGAGGUGAUUGGAAAGCUAGUAACAAAGCCUGUGAAUGCUGUCGUGGUCAAAAAGUCCCAGCCUCAAGGAAAAGCGAACCAGAUUGAGUAUGAUCAUCUAAAUUGGUUACUCGUUAGGUGGCUUGUUUUGGCUUCUCUCCCUCCUUCAACUCUAGAAGAGAAGUGGCUUGUGAAUUCGUACAAGUUUUUAAAUCCGUCUAUACAAAUUUGGCCUAGUGAUAAGUACGGAUCUGUACUUGAUGAGGUUUUCAGAAGUAUGAGGGAAGAUGUAAGAGCGUUGUUAGAACAGGUUUCGUGUAAAUUCUUUGUCACACUUGAUUUCUGGACUUCCUUUGAACAGAUUUUCUUUAUGUGUAUUAGGAAUUAAUUACUUGAUAUUUCCUU
Lathyrus oleraceus (garden pea) is the source of this 2453-nucleotide messenger RNA. Its product is annotated as pentatricopeptide repeat-containing protein At2g13600. Lineage: Eukaryota; Viridiplantae; Streptophyta; Magnoliopsida; Fabales; Fabaceae. The record is from RefSeq and is a predicted model, not a curated record. Gene Ontology annotation, cellular component: intracellular membrane-bounded organelle. Bases 322 to 1788 code for a protein of 488 amino acids. Gene Ontology annotation, biological process: RNA modification. Gene Ontology annotation, molecular function: protein binding; RNA binding. The transcript is spliced from 2 exons.